AUGCAGGGAUCCUUCAUGCCGUCCCAUAGGUAUCACACCCUGCAAGAGCAUCCGCCGGAAGAUGACAAGGACACGACACGCGAUUUCGAGCAGACAUCUCUUGUCGAACCAGACUCUAUAGAGGAUGGCGAGCACGCGACGCCCAACCCGCGCCGGGCACUUGUUCGAAGGCUGGCGUUAUACACCGGCAUCCUCGCCGUGAUAGCCUGCACAGCCAUCGUCUUCGCCUCCAUCGUGCCCUUUAACGGCAUCAUCGGCAAAAAGAAAUGGGCUCUGCCUCCUCCGGAAGUACACGUCGUCGGCGUAUCGAAAUCCAAUGAACGCCCACACCCGUGCGGAAACUCAUCCGCCGAAGCUCGGGCGCUGGGCUGCAGAUUCAACCAACUGACGUGGGCGUGGCUCCCUCCAAACUGCCCGAUGUACGCCAACGACCAGUUCGUGGAGGAGGAAGAAUGGGUCUAUUGGGAAGAUCUCGACCAGACGAAGCCGGUCGGGGACGACGUGUGGGCGGAGGUGCUCGACGGCGAUCGAAAAAUCUUCGCCGAGAUGAGAGAACAUGCGACACACUGCGUCUACUUCCUCCUCCAGCUGUCUCAGGUGGUCCGUGACGGCACGCCGUACUACGACAAGAUGGUUGACUACGAGCACCACGAACAUUGUGCCAACAAGCUCUUGGGUUUGCUGAAGAAGCUGCCGGAGUGGCACGAGUUGGACACGCUGGCAGGGACGGUCUCAUUCGACCAGUAUUGUCCAUAG
Fonsecaea erecta is the source of this 756-nucleotide messenger RNA. RefSeq lists its product as hypothetical. The transcript has a single exon. The coding region runs from base 1 to 756 and encodes 251 amino acids. NCBI's taxonomy places the organism in Eukaryota, Fungi, Ascomycota, Eurotiomycetes, Chaetothyriales, Herpotrichiellaceae. The record is from RefSeq and is a predicted model, not a curated record.